Molecule: messenger RNA, 1703 nt
Organism: Cylas formicarius (sweet potato weevil)
Lineage: Eukaryota; Metazoa; Arthropoda; Insecta; Coleoptera; Brentidae
Product: facilitated trehalose transporter Tret1-2 homolog
Exons: 2
Coding region: 116-1465 (449 amino acids)
Biological process (GO): transmembrane transport
Cellular component (GO): membrane
Molecular function (GO): transmembrane transporter activity
Source: RefSeq, a predicted model, not a curated record
GAUAAUGCGAUAGCAUUGUCGAUAACCAAUCGUCAGUAGUUUGCUCCAAAAUAUUUAAGAGCACCUUGUGCAAGGAAGAAAUAAAUUUGAAUCGCAUAUGUAGUUUUUGUUCAGCAUGAUGGAGUAUUCGGUGGUCAGUGUCACCGCAGCUAAUUUCCUAGCCUUCGUGUGUUUCACGGCCCUUUCGUGGACGUCACCCGAAUUACCAAAACUAGUCAAUUCAACGGAUAGCCCAUUCUACCAUGAUCUGUCCAACGACGAGCAAUCCUGGAUCGGCGCUUUCAUGCCCCUAGGUACUAUCCUCGGCCCCAUCACGUUUGGCUACUUGUCCGAUCAUUUCGGUCGCAAGACGACCCUGCUUUUGAUAUCGGUCCCCAUGCAGGGAUGCUAUCUACUGCAGGCAUUCGCCAAGAAGCUCUACUUGUUUUACAUCUCCAGAUUUGCAAUGGGUGUGGCCGUGGGUGGGUUACUCACCGUCCUGCCGAUGUACAUCGCGGAACUGUCUCUGGACGAACACAGGGGAGUGCUCUCGGUCAGCAUGGGCGUGUUCUUCUGCUUAGGAGAACUGCUCUGCUACGUGGCUGGUCCUUACAUGAGUAUAGUAGCGUUUAACUGCUUGUUGGCAGCGAUUGCCGCCACCAUCUUCGUCGUGUUCUUGAUCGUCGGGUCAGAGACACCACAUUACCAUAUCUUCAAGAACCAGCACGACCGUGCGAAAGCAGUACUGCUGAAGAUACGCGCGACCGGCGAAGAAGCGAUUGAGAAGGAGCUCGAGCAUAUCAAGCACGUGAUAGAGAACGAAGAGAGCACAAGUCUUAUGGACAUAUUCAAUUCCAAAGGGCUGAGGAAGGCGGAAAUCAUAUCUUUCUUCUUGCUCAUCUUCCAGCAAAUAUCCGGUAUAUUCGCGGUGCUGUCUUACUCCCAGCAAAUCUUCCAAGACGCAGGCAGCUCGUUGUCGGGCGAAUACUGCGCCAUAAUUGUCGGCGUGGUCCAGUUGAUAUCUUCUCUACUGACGACUUCGAUUGCGAACAUUUUUGGUCGAAGGACGCUGCUCCUAUUCUCCGGUUUCGGCAUGGCGCUUUCCGAAGCUAUCCUCGGGACCUACUCGUACCUCGACAAGAACGGUACCGACGUCACUUCGUUGUCGUUUGUGCCGAUCGUGUCGCUAAUAGCGUAUAUCGUGACGUACAAUUUCGGUUUCGGGCCUAUAGUGUGGACGGUGGUCAGUGAGAUGUUCCCGAACAACAUCAGAGCAUUGGCCACAGCUUUCAAUACGAGCCUGUGUUGUGUGGUCACCUUUUUCAUAAGCAAAUACUUCCCGACGGUGUCGGACAGUUUCGGUAUAGGAGUGUGUUUCCUAGCCUUUUCAGCUACUUGUUUCGCAGGAGGAUUGUUUUCGUACUUCUUCGUUCUGGAGACUAAAGGGAAGUCGCUGAAGCAGAUCCAAGACGAGCUAAAUGGCUAAAAGUAUUUCGCGCAAAUUCGGUGAUUAUUUAUUCGCAGUAGUUUAUCAAUGCUACGAUAUUGUAAUGUUGUGUAAUGUUGUUUAAAUGACUGUUAAGUAUUUGAUAAGAUUGGAUCUCUAUUUAGUAUCGGUUAUUGCCAAUUAAUUUCUGUUAAAAAAUCGCAGCUUUAAUUAAGUUAAACUAGAUCAAAUUUAUCUCCGGUUCCCUAGUUCCAUUUUUCCGAUAGUAUCUGAUUUU